AUGGCCCUAUAUACCAGAUGGACACAGAGUGGUCUCCGACACAUUCAUCACCAACACUAUAACCCUCGACGAUGGCUCGCCACAAGUAGUCCUCAAGUAGUUACCUUCGACCCUCUCUCCCAGACACCAUUUACCAGCACUCCCCAGGCUAAAUACUGGAGAAAUAUCCCAUUCUGGAAAGACGUCUCAGAGAACGAAUUCAUCAACUACAAGUGGCAGAUAAAACAUUCCCUCCAAAACGCAACCUCCCUCCUCACCUUCCUCGCCUCAGUUCUCCCAUCCAGUAUCCCCUCGCCUUCAACUAACGGAAAUGCAACCCGCGAGGAAUUCAUCGCGGAUGUUGCCGCGGGCAUGAAACGAGCCCCUAUGGCAACCAGGCUCACGCCACAUAUCCUCUCUCUGGUCAACUGGGAACAGGCUUAUUCAGACCCUAUCAGGCGGCAGUUCAUUCCCCUAGCUUCGUCGUUUCAACCAGACCACCCGCGGUUGCAGCUAGAUUCGCUACAUGAGAGUCUGGAUUCACCUGUGAAAGGAUUAGUACAUCGGUAUCCAGACAAAGUGUUGUUCUUGGCCUCUUCCGUGUGUCCUGUGUACUGCCGCUUCUGCACACGCUCGUACUCUGUCGGCGCAAAGACCGAAACCGUCUCAAAGAAGCGCUUCCUACCGCUGCGCAAAUACUGGGAGCCCAUGUUUAAGUACAUCGCGCGCACCCCUACCGUCACAGACGUCGUGGUCUCCGGUGGCGACUCGUAUUUCCUGGAACCAGCACAACUGCGCGAGGUAGGCGAAGAACUUCUGAGAAUCGACAACGUGCGUCGGAUCCGCUUCGCGAGUAAAGGACUAUCUGUUUGUCCGUCACGGAUCUUGGAUUCCACCGAUGAUUGGACGCGGACAUUGAUUGAAAUCAGUAACCUGGGGAGAAAGAAGGGAAAGAGCGUGGCGUUGCAUACGCAUUUUAACCAUUCACAGGAGAUCUCGUGGGUUACGGAGCAGGCGGCGCAGAGGCUGUUCGAGAAUGCGGUUACGGUGCGCAAUCAGACGGUUUUGUUGAAUGGGGUAAAUAAUGAUGUUGCUACGAUGAAGGAGCUGAUUCGGCGUUUGGCUGAUAUAAAUAUCCAGCCGUACUACGUAUACCAAGGAGACAUGGUCCAAGGAGUGGAAGACCUACGGACACCACUACGUGACAUUCUUCACAUAGAAUCGCAUGUUCGCGGCACAAUUGCUGGUUUCAUGACACCUUCAUUUGUGGUCGAUCUUCCGGGGGGUGGAGGAAAGCGUCUGGCGCAGACAUUCCAGAGCUAUGAUCAGAAGACUGGGGUAUCGAGAUUCGUGGCGCCAGGGGUGAAGGGGGAUACGGUUCAUGAGUAUUAUGAUCCGUUGUGGUCGUUUCCGUAG
This is a messenger RNA of Aspergillus chevalieri, 1395 nucleotides long. RefSeq names its product KamA family radical SAM protein. Gene Ontology annotation, molecular function: iron-sulfur cluster binding; catalytic activity. The coding region runs from base 1 to 1395 and encodes 464 amino acids. NCBI's taxonomy places the organism in Eukaryota, Fungi, Ascomycota, Eurotiomycetes, Eurotiales, Aspergillaceae. The transcript is spliced from 4 exons. The record is from RefSeq and is a predicted model, not a curated record.